CGAAACCAAGGCAACAGCAGAGAGGGGCGGGCCAAAGCAGCUGACAGCAUAAAGAAAACUUUGUUAGCGCGUUGCUAACAAAUUUGUCUGUUCAGCGAUGUAAAUAAAUAAUAGGAAGCAGCACUUCGAAAAUCCCAUAAAAGAUGGACUGUGCUGCAGAUGAGAGGGAGCUGUGCCAAUGGUCCAGUUCGAUGCUGACGGGCAGCAGGAGUGCUCUGAAGGCACGAGUUCAACAGUUUGUGGAAGAGAGGAUGCAAACCACGAUGCUAACAGGUGUACUGAUCGGAGCAGUGGUCGCUGUCGUACUGAUUGGGAUUGUGGUGCUCUUCUAUUACAGAAAAAUCAAGCUUGCUCGUGAGCAGCAGCCUGGUGUGCCCCAGUAUCGUUUCCGAAAACGAGAUAAAGUGCUUUUCUAUGGAAGAAAGAUAAUGCGAAAGGUUCAAACGCUGUCCUCUACUCCUCCCCCCUCCUUAUCCUCAGUGUCAAAGCAACCGCAGCGCAUACGCAAAAGAACCAAAGUUCUGACCAUAGCUCGCAGAAUCUUGAGGAUCCGUAAAGACCCACCCACUCUGCAGCAUAAGGAACCUCCUCCAUCUUUGCUGGAGGCAGAUCUAACAGAGUUUGAUGUGCAGAGUUCAAAUCUUCCUUCAGAGGUUCUCUAUAUGCUAAAAAAUGUUAGAGUCCUGGGUCACUUUGAGAAGCCUCUGUUCCUGGAGUUGUGUCGCCACAUGGUGUUUGUUGAGCUUCAAGAAGGGGAAGUGCUUUUCAGACCAGGAGAUGACGAUGACAGUAUAUAUGUGGUCCAGGAUGGUCGACUUGAGCUCUGUGUUCAAGAAAAUGAUGGCACGGAGCCAGUGGUGAAGGAUGUUCACCCUGGAGACAGUGUCCACAGCCUGCUCAGCAUUCUGGACAUCAUCACUGGUUAUCCAGCUCCAUAUAAGACUGUAUCAGCACGAGCUGCAACUCGCUCCACCAUCUUACGCUUAUCUGCUUCAGCCUUUGAGUCAGUUUUCAAGAAAUACCCCGAGACACUUGUUCGCGUCAUCCAGAUAAUCAUGGUGCGACUUCAGAGGGUGACCUUUCUGGCGUUGCAUAACUAUCUGGGCCUAACAACCGAGCUCUUCAAUCCGGAGAGUCAGGCUGUGCCGUUGUCCAAUAUAAACAGUGUGAUGUCUGAGGUAAAUUCUGUAAAGACGGCUCGUCGUCACCAUUUCCAGGAUGAGUUUCCAGCUGUGACCAAUGAGACCACUUCAGAACCAGAUGGUGUUAAGGAUAGUCCUCUAAACAGCAGUAGGAGGUCGCGGUCUGUCUCUGCUCCCACUGAUUGUGGAGGAAAUGACCUUAACAUGGCUUGUGAACGAGCUCGUGUCACAAUAGAGGAGACUCCAUCCAGUCCUCUCACUCAGAAGUCUGCUCUAAAGAAGAAUGUGACGAUGCAGCAAACACCGUCUGAGGUGUUCCACUACACUGACAGUGGAGGGCAGCCUGACGCCAGUAACGUUGGUAAAAGCAGCACUGUCCUCCAGGCUGCUAAGAAAGACUUCCUGGGAGUCAUCCAGCUGCAGGACCCCAGUUUACUUGAUGGCAGGGUGACCCUUCACCAUGUGAAGGCAGGUUCUGUUGUAGCUCGUCAAGGAGACCAGGAAGUGAGCAUCCAGUUUGUGAUCUCCGGGCUCCUCCAUGUUUAUCAGAGGAUGAUUGAUCGUGAAGAAGACACUCGUCUGUUUGUGACGCAUCCUGGGGAGCUUGUGGGUCAGCUCGCUGUGUUGACCGGAGAGCCUCUCAUAUUUACGGUUCGAGCCCAGCGAGACUGCAGCUUCCUCUCCAUUUCCAAAACCCACUUCUACGAGAUAAUGCGUGUUGAGCCAAAAGUGGUCCUGAAUGUUGCUCACACCGUCUCCAGGCGGAUGUCGUCUUUUAUCAGACAGAUAGACUUUGCCCUUGAUUGGAUGGCUGUGGAGGCUGGCAGAGCUGUUUACAGGCAGGGGGAAAAAUCAGAUAGCACCUUUAUAGUGCUGAGUGGUCGACUACGCUCUGUGAUCAGGAAGGACGACGGCAAAAAGGAGCUGAUAGGAGAGUAUGGACGUGGUGACCUGAUUGGAGUGGUGGAGGCCUUGACCCACCAGAACCGAGCCACAACUGUUCACGCUGUUCGAGAUUCAGAACUGGCUAAGUUACCAGAGGGGGCGCUCAACUCCAUCAAGAGGAGGUUCCCACAGGUCGUCACAAGGUUGAUCCAUUUGUUGGGUCAAAAGAUUCUUCAGCAGGUCAACGUUCCUUUUUCAGCUCGUAGCUUGGCACUCCACACUCCAGGGAGCAAGUGGGAUGCAGGGAAUCAAGCCUCCAACCUCUCUACUGUGACGGUCCUGCCUGUAUCAGAAGAGGUGCCUUUGACUACCUUCACCCUGGAGCUGCAGCAUGCCCUCAUUGCUAUAGGACCAACUCUUCUGCUUACAAGUGACAUUAUCAAGCAGAGGCUGGGAGCUGCAGCACUGGAUAGUGUCCAUGAAUACCGUCUUUCCAGCUGGCUGGGCCAACAAGAAGACAUACAUCGCAUAGUUCUGUAUCAGACCGACUACACGUUGACCCCGUGGACUCAGCGGUGCAUCCGUCAGGCUGACUGCAUCAUUAUUGUGGGACUUGGGGAGCAAGACCCUGCUGUUGGGGAGCUGGAGCGCAUGUUAGAAGGAAGUGCAGUGCGGGCCCAGAAGCAGCUGGUGUUGUUGCACCGAGAAGAUGGCCCUCCUCCCCAAGGAACUGUGAACUGGCUGAACAUGCGAAGCUGGAUCUCCAGGCACCUCCAUCUCUCCUGUCCCAGAAGGGUCUUCUCUAAGAGGAGCCUCCCCAAGCUGUUGGAGCUGUACCAGCGUGUGUUUGAGAAGCCUGCAGACCGCCACUCUGACUUCUCCCGUCUGGCUCGGGUUCUCACGGGCAACGCCAUCGCGCUCGUCCUCGGCGGGGGAGGGGCCAGGGGUUGCUCCCAGGUGGGGAUCAUGAGAGCGCUGUGCGAGGCCGGCAUCCCGGUGGACCUGAUCGGUGGGACUUCGAUUGGAGCGCUGAUGGGGGCUUUGUAUGCUGAGGACCGCAGCCUCAGCCGCAUGAGGAUUAGAGCCAGACAAUGGGCAAUGGAAAUGACCUCAACAUUUAAAAAGGUUUGGGAUUUCACAUAUCCGAUGUCCUCCAUGUUUACUGGUGCUGGCUUCAACUCCAGCAUCAGUAAAGUGUUUCAAAGCAAACAGAUUGAGGACCUUUGGAUCCCAUAUUUUAAUAUUACUACUGACAUUAGUGCUUCAGCCAUGAGAGUACACACUGAUGGUUCUCUGUGGCGGUACGUUCGAGCCAGCAUGUCUCUCUCGGGAUAUCUGCCCCCUCUCUGUGACCCCAAAGACGGACACCUGCUGAUGGAUGGGGGUUACAUCAACAACCUGCCAGCUGAUGUGGCGCGCUCCAUGGGGGCCAAGGUGGUGAUAGCUAUUGACGUGGGCAGCCGGGAUGAAACCAACCUCACUAAUUACGGCGAUUCGCUCUCAGGCUGGUGGGUGCUAUGGAAACGCCUGAACCCCCUGGCAGAGAAAGUGAAGGUGUUGAACAUGGCAGAGAUUCAGACCCGGCUGGCUUACGUAUGCUGCGUGAGGCACCUGGAGUCCGUUAAAAGCAGCGACUAUUGCGAGUACAUCAGGCCGCCAAUUGACAGAUAUCGGACUCUGGAGUUUGGCAAGUUUGAUGAGAUAGCUGAAGUGGGCUACCAGCAUGGCAAGACCGUGUUUGAUGUGUGGAGGCGGAGUGGCGUCGUGGAGAAGAUGAUGAAAGACAGGCACCAAGAGGAGACCCGCAACACCCAAACCAUGAGCAAUGUGGUGACAUGUCCCAAUGCUUCCUUCACUGACCUUGCAGAAAUCGUGUCUCGCAUCGAGCCUGUCAAGCCUGCGGUGGUGGAUGAAGAGUCAGACUAUCAGACUGACUAUGACGAGGAAGCAUUGGAGAGUGCCCUUUCUGAUAUGGAGCUGUAUGGUCACUGCGGGGAGCACACUGAAGGGGAGGAGACGGCUGACACGGAUGAGGAACAGGAGGAGAGAGGAUUCCCCAGCGGGGAGCCUGCAAACGUCUCCUUCAGUCCACAAGAGCAGCUGAAGACGCCUACAAAUCCGUUUCAACCGAGCCAUUAAGAAGACAACCGUCUGAGCAAUACCCAAACAGGUCGUCAUAAUUUCAUCACAACUAAUCCUCUUUGUUUGGCUGAUCUCUCAUAUUGAGAUAUAGUUGAUGUGAACUUCUUAAAGCUUUAUGGGAAUCACAGCUGUUCAGUGGAAGAUGAAAGGACAAGUGAAGAAAUUCGUAUUUCUGUGAAAUACUCAUCACUGAGACAAUGUUAGGAAAAAAAAGGUCGAUUCUGUCAUGAUUGACUCUAUUGAUUUAGUUUUUAGGUUUAAAGUAGUCAGGAAGUCACUGUCAUAUUGUUGUUGUUUUUUUUUCUGUACAUUACUGCUGUUUACAAUGAUUAUUUAAAGAAAGUCCCCCUCUUUGUGGUCAUACACAGAAAUAUGAACCUCAAACACACAUUUUAAAUCAAGACGAACCGAGGCAUUAAGGAAACGUUGUAAGGAAGACAAUUUUUACUUAAUUCUACCUGAAAAUAUUUGGAUUUCCAGGCCAGAAAGAGUGUCUCAAAACAUUUAACCCACCCAGGCAAUGAUGGGGCAGUGGUUUUAUGUUUGUUUUUCUUUUCUUUGCUUGUUUGUUUGUUUUUUACUGCGUUUAAAACAUAAAAAAAAAAUAAAAUACAGUACUUAAUGGAACCAAAUCAAUGGAGCUCUACAAGUUUUUAGUUUUAUUCAACUGCAGUUUGAUAGGCACAGGUUAUGAUGGCAUAUAUUUUCAAACAAGAACCAAAUUGCACCAAGCUGUUUGACUGCUGGAUAUAAUCUGAGUUGACCAAGUAAUGUUAUGUGAGUUUAGAUUCUGAAACUCAGAAGUUCAGGCUACGUUAGGGUUAGGUUAGGUCAGUUAUUUAUAUUUAUGUUAUUUCACUGCUUAAGUUAUCUAUAAUGGUCUUUCCUAUUUUCAUGCUUAACACUGAAACUGGCAUAAAGAUAAGGAUUUGAUAGAAGUCUAAAAUAGUUUCUUCUUGAGGCAGAGUCGCUGCUGUUCGAAAGAAGAAAAUAACCACUGCUUAAAAUGAUAAGUUAUUGCUUUAUAUGACUUAAUAUAGAUAACAAUGAUUUAUACAUGGAAGCAUUGAUUGGGUCUCCUUAAAAAAAUCAGAGCACAAACUGUUCAGGAAUUUUGUUGUGUUUUGUCUAAACUGAUGCAUUUACACAGAUGUGUGCCAACUUCAGCACAUGACCAAAAAUUCAGUCAGAAAAGCUGUUUAUCCUGUAAAUAAAUAAAAAAAAAGUUUUGAAAAUUGUUGCCAACAUGCAACUCCAGAUGUAAGGACACAGGCUGGUGUUGCAAAAAUGUUAUUAUGGAAAUAAAAUGCACAGAAACCUCUGCCUUAACAAUAAUAUACAUGAAUCACAAAUUGCUUAGAAAUGCAGCACAAAACAAAGCAGCAGACUGUCCAGUGACGGCUAUCGGCACAGUUUUGUUAUUCCCGACGUGCCGGGGACAUGCAGGGGGAAUUAAUGAUGGCGGUCCUCUUCAAAGCACGAGUUUCCCUGUUGGCUGCUCAGACAGCCUCCCCCCUGUUUGUGUUCUGGCUUGAAUCUAUCAGACACAGACUUAGCAGCAGACAAUGUGACUUUGAAGCUCAUCUUGUCUGCAGAUAGACUAUUAUUGUUAGGCACCUUCCUUACAAUAUAUUGGAUAUGUUUAAAUACUUGUAUAAAUACAAAGGUAAUGGCCCUUGUAUGAACCAAUAACUACAGUAUUCCAACACUAAGGUAAUAUCAAACUCGAAAGGAUGUUCAUUCCAAGUAUCAUGAUUUAUUUCACCCCCUGAUACUGCACACCCCCCUGAAACACACUCUUUAUAGGUGUGAUACUUACUACUGGUGCUACACGUGCCUGCAGCCUUAUGCGUGUGGACAGUGGGAGAAAACCUGUUAUAAACACUAUGGAUGUGUUGUGAAUAUGUGAACACUGGACAGAAAAAAAAAAUGUUGCUGUUUACCAAUCAGAUGAUGAUGAUGAUGAUGAGGUUUGUACUUUUUUUUUUUUUUUUCCUUUGAAGCCUUGCACAAUGACUUGAGGAUCGAUGUUUCACUUCUUUGUUAAAUGGGUCACUGUAGUGAAUCAGCUGCUGGAGUAAUGUAUGGAGCCCUGCCAUGAAGUUAAUAUAAACCUCCUUUGAUGACCUAUAUGAGGAAAAUUAUCGUGCACUUGUUUUACGCUCGUGUUAAUAAUAAUGAUAUUGUGUGAGAAUGUUUACUAACAUGCCUACAGCAUAUUGUCUAUAUAUUUGUUUUGUUUGAUCAGAUGUUGCUAAUAAACCUGUUUUUCCUUU
Messenger RNA from Poecilia latipinna (sailfin molly), 6445 nucleotides. It is a transcript of the gene pnpla7a, whose product is annotated as patatin-like phospholipase domain containing 7a. The record is from RefSeq and is a predicted model, not a curated record. Gene Ontology annotation, biological process: lipid metabolic process. Gene Ontology annotation, molecular function: phosphatidylcholine lysophospholipase A1 activity. The coding region runs from base 144 to 4166 and encodes 1340 amino acids. NCBI's taxonomy places the organism in Eukaryota, Metazoa, Chordata, Actinopteri, Cyprinodontiformes, Poeciliidae. Gene Ontology annotation, cellular component: endoplasmic reticulum. The transcript has 36 exons.